GCAAACUACUGCAGCGCCCUGGCAGCCCUAAACUGGGGAAGGAUUAAGGAGGCUUUGCCUCCGGGUUGCACCGGAGAGUCCCAGUCAUUUCUCAGAGCCCUCUGACGGGUGGACCUUAGAAGAAACGCCAUCGAGCACCACAAGAAUCAGAAAACGCACCCUCAUCUGUCGUCUGCUUGGGAAAGAAUCAGCCCUUCUCUGAGUGAAGCUGAGAAAAGGCUACAAAUCAGCAAAAAGAGCCUCGAACUGAGGAGGAGAUGGCUGGUGGAAGGAGGUGAACACCACAAGCAGAAAUGGCUUCCAGCGUUGACCCACUUAGCAGCAGCUCCAACAGCCAAGCCGGGACUGAUGGGAUGUGCAAUUAGACCACCAUGGAGGGACGCCACAGUGUGGGUCUGCAGCUGCAGCAGCUCCUGCCCACAAGCAGUGCCAUCACCGUCAGCGAGGUUACCUUCUCCUACAAGGAAAACUUGAUUGGCGCCCUCUUGGCAAUUUUCGGACACCUCGUGGUCAGCAUUGCACUUAACCUCCAGAAGUACUGCCACAUCCGCCUGGCAGGCUCCAAGGAUCCACGGGCCUAUUUCAGGACCAAGACAUGGUGGCUGGGCCUGUUUCUGAUGCUUCUGGGCGAGCUCAGCGUGUUUGCCUCCUACGCCUUUGCUCCGCUCUCCUUGAUCGUUCCCCUCGGUGCAGUCUCCGUGAUAGCUAGUGCCAUCAUUGGAAUCAUAUUUAUCAAAGAAAAAUGGAAACCUAAAGAUUUUCUGAGGCGCUAUGUCUUGUCCUUUGUUGGCUGUGGUUUGGCAGUUGUGGGCACAUACUUGCUGGUGACAUUUGCACCCAACAGCCACGAGAAGAUGACGGGCGAAAACAUCACCAGGCACCUUGUGAGCUGGCCUUUUCUCUUGUACAUGCUCGUGGAGAUCAUUCUGUUCUGCUUGCUGCUGUACUUCUACAAGGAGAAGAAUGCCAACAACAUCGUCGUGAUUCUUCUCUUGGUGGCGUUACUUGGCUCGAUGACGGUAGUGACAGUGAAGGCUGUGGCCGGGAUGCUAGUCCUGUCAAUACAAGGCAAUCUCCAGCUCAACUACCCCAUCUUCUACGUGAUGUUUGUGUGCAUGGUGGCCACCGCUAUCUACCAAGCCGCGUUUUUAAGUCAAGCCUCACAGAUGUAUGACUCCUCUUUGAUCGCCAGCGUGGGCUACAUUCUAUCCACAACUGUUGCUAUCACAGCAGGCGCAGUAUUUUACCUGGACUUCAUCGGGGAGGACGCACUUCACAUCUGCAUGUUUGCACUGGGGUGCCUCAUUGCAUUCCUAGGCGUCUUCUUAAUCACACGUAACAGGAAGAAGGCCAUUCCAUUCGAACCCUAUAUUUCCAUGGAUGCAAUGCCAGGUAUGCAGAACAUGCAUGACAAGGGGAUGGCAGUCCAGCCCGACCUCAAAGCUUCUUUUUCCUACGGGGCCCUAGAAAACCACGACAGCAUUUCUGAGAUCUAUGCUCCUGCCACACUACCCGUCAUGCAAGAAGAACAUGGCUCCAGAAUUGCCUCCGGGGUUCCCUACCGAGUACUGGAGCACACCAAGAAGGAAUGAGCCUACCUUGACGGGACUUACCUUUCCUAGAUUUAUAACUGCUCAAGCCAUGCCCCCAGUGGUUCCACCCUUCAUUCUAGAACUUGCCUUUCAAGUUUUAUUUUUUUAAACUGAGAACUCUUAGAGACAAGUGAUCUUGGAAGGCCUCUGUCUCUGGCAAAGAAUACAUUUAUCUUGGUCUUAAAAAUUUCAAAUGAUGGGGAGUGGGAAGGAGGAAAGCAGUAUUCCAGGUAGGCAGCAUGGAACCCAGCCUCUGCCAGGUUUACCCCAACAGGAUGUGGAAAGCAUAUUUGAGGAUGAUAACUGAGCUUCCCCUGUCAAUGACCAAAGGCUACCACAUCCUUCAGAGCUAAAGCAAGGCAGAGAUUUUGCUCUCACUUUUCAGAUCCAACGAAAGGCUGGGGACCUCUAAAUCUAGUCUUCCUCCACCUUGAGUGCAUGGCAGAUCUCUGCCCAUCACACUCAUGAUUUUGCAUUUGUGAUGACAUUCGUGUAGCCUUCACAUGGCAUCGUGGGCCAACCCUGGGUGGAAUAUUCUAUUGUUCCCACAUAUGAAAUGUACCUGAGGUGAAAUUCUGCCUUCCAGUUGUCUGUGCUCUUCCAAAGAAGCUAUGCUCAGUGUAUUUAUAUUGCAUCUACUCUGAAAAUUUUUUUGAUUCCAGGAACUACCUGAUUACUUCCCGCUUCCCUUCUCCCUCCCCAAAGGAACAGGGAAGUUAAGAAGUAGAAAAGGGGGAGAAUAAGAAGAAUUGAAGCAGAGGUGGGGUGAUACUUCAGCCCACAAAGGAAAAAAAUAAAAAAUCUCUUUUAAUCUUACAAAAGGUGAUUGCAUCACUUACAAAAGGACUGGCAGAAAAUCUGCCUGUUUCCUGGGUUACUUUUUUUUCUGCCCCCCAGUUUACCUUGGGGCAAAUUGGGGGUACUUAUUUCAGGGAUGGCCUUACUCGCCUCUCCUCCACAUUCUCCUCUAUAGGUAGACAAGCCAAGCUUGAAUUGUUUAUUUCCUUGAUGUCAGUAGGGACUCUUUGGGUCCGCAUCCCCAUGCACAUCUGUCCGGGGGAAGCAAGCAUUCUUGGAUAUAGGGCUGCUGAAUUCUUUCUGGCUGCAUACAUGUUUGUCUUUCCCUGAGCCUGACCGCAUACUUCUAAGAAUGGCAGGUAAAGGUUCACAAACUUUAAUGAGCAUAAGGAUCCCCUAGAGAGUUUAUUUAAAAUGCAGAUUCCUAUAUCCCAAACUCAGAUACUCUGGCUAAGUGGGCCUGGGGUGGAGCCCAAGAGUCUGCAUUCUUAACUGACACCAUAGGUGAUUCUGAUGCAGGUAGUCCAGGGAUCAAGCAAAGAAAUCCUAACGAUGGAGAAGGAUGGUCUGUUAAAAUACCCAGGGACCUACGCACCACCGUUGGAAAGUCGGAAUUAGCCUUCCUUGUUUCCUCUCUGGAGUUCUUUCGGUAGGUCAGAUAAUCCCUAUAGGAUCUGUGGCAUUUGUCCAUUCCAGUGUCUACUACCUAGAACUACACUUGCUGCUCCCCCAGGCAGCCUUUCACUAAUAGACAAGAUAACAGUGUUAAUAGACCAGUGUUGAUAGAUCAUUAAUCUUUAUGGAUUGUACUUAGAACCAAUUUAGUACCUUGAUUUGAAAACCUCCAAAGUCUGUUGCCUGUGAUAAGUGUGUAACAUUUUAACCAAUUCUGUAUUGUGUUUUAAAUACCUAAGAAGGCAACAGACCAUGAGCUUUUCUCCUUAGGAUAGACAUCAGCUCAGUUCAACAAUAUUUAUGAGGCAUGCACUCUGUGCUAAACACUGGGAGGGUGAAGGCUACAAAGAAUACAAUCCAGUCCUUGCCCUCCAGGCCAGCAGGGGGAGACACAAAUACCCAGCGCACUGUAUUGCAGGGCAGGCUGUGACCGGUGUAAAGUGCAAUGGCUGACCAUAAAUAAUAGUUAUAGAGGCCCUGGUUCAGGCACAGGGUAUUUAGAAUUGGAGGUGACUUUGGUCCAACUCACAGGCAGAUGGUGGAUCUAGCUGGGAUUUGAGCAAAGUGUAGAAGGGAGGGUAGACAUGCACCAGGCAGAGGGACCAGCAUUUGCAAAGACACAGAGAUGGGGAGAGGAGCUUCACAGAGAAAGGAGAAAGCCAGGGAAAGUGUGGGAGAUGAAUAUGGAAAGAUAUGCAGGGACCGAAUCAUGGAGGACCUUGAAUGCCUAUAGGGCAUGGGAGCCAUUGAUGGCUCAUGAGGGAGAGAAUGGCAAGAUCAACACUAAUUGGAAAGGAGCCCGUGUACAGUGUGGAGGAAGUUUCAGAAGUGGUACUAAAAGUCACCUUUCGAGAUUAAGCCCCAAGCUUGCAAGAACAAAAAAGAGGGGGGAUUAAAAUCAGGCUUUCACUGCUAUUCAGAUUUUCCUCAUUUCCCAAGUGAUUUUUGUGAGACACAGAGUGAUGGCAAAGUGGACGAAGGGAAGGUGAGCAGGAAGGGCGUUUAAAUGUGUCAAACCCAAGUGAGCAGCAAUUUGGCAUAGUAUGUGUUCCCAGCCUUACUCUGCCCCCACUUCCUCUCUUUAUUAAGAGCCUUUAGACUCAGACUAGCCAGUUUUCUUUAGAUGAGUAGAUUAAAAAAAAAAGAUAAAAGUGCUUUGCAAUUUGGGUUCUGCUACAGAUCAUGGGGGCAGUGUUGCCCAGGAACCUGCUGCUGGCACUCAGGCAGACCCUUCCUUCAGAUUUGGAGCAGUGGCCUCAUCCUACAAACUUGAGUUUUAAGAAGUCUGAGCAGAAGGUUGCAUGAUGAUUUCCUGACUGGAAGCCAGGGAUGGGCCACUUGGGUUCUUGGGAAGAACAAGUCACAUGGAGCCAUUGUCUCCAGAGUUCUGAAUCUGUCUCGGGGUCGCUUCUCCAGGUCUUUGUCCCCAAAAUAAACAGUUUGCUGGUGAUAGAUAAACAGCACUUGCUGUUAGGAUAGGAGAGGGAGAAUCAACUUUCCACUCAUGAUCCUGAUGCUUUAUUUCUCUCAUGGCUCUGACAUCCCCAAGUCCUGCUGAAUGCCCCAAGCACUAUUAAAAACACACCUUCAUCUCCUUCCUAGCAACCAGGUACCUAAAGCAAGGUUACCAAACUUAGGUUUCAACUUUUCAGUUGUUUGCUGGUCUUCCUCUCUCCACCCCACUCUGCUCCCCUCUUCUAAAGGCUGAGAUUCUGGUCUCCAGAUUAGAGAUCAGAACAUGCUCUUUGCAGACUGUGCCUAUGGGUUUUGACAAGUGCUGGGCCCCCAACCCUUCCCAUGAAGCCUCAGGUUGGAUGAUGCCAUCACAUUAAGCUUCAGGUCACACUAGGGGGCCUUGCCGUGUGGAACUGAAAGCUGGGUAAGGAAGGAAGGAGUAGCAUCUCCGUUGCUUUUUUGGUGGAAAUCAGCUGGCUUGAUGGCUCUGUGCAGAUGUGAUAGCCAUCUGGGUAGUGUUGGGGAAGCCUGCCCUGCAGCCCUGUGAAUUCCAAAUCUAGUCCAACACUGACUGACAGACAACAAAAAUUGACCUGUGUCUCUGAGAAGCUGUACAAAUGAAAUCACCCUAGAAUAUAUUCUAUGUGGAUGCUUGUAUUUUAUUAACAUUGUGACUAAUAAUGGCAUGUCUUAUUUUUCAAAAAACGUGUGUACUAGUGCAAAUAACGUGCGGUGAUAUUUAAUUAAAAAAAAAUUCUUGCGAUACCUGUUGAGUUUGAGUCUUACGUUUGGCUAAUACUUUCUAGAGUUAUCUAGAAUUGCGCUGUCCAAUAGAACUUUCUGUAAUGAUGGAAAUGCUCUUUGUGUUGCCUAAUAUGGUAUCAACAUGUGGCUAUCAAGCACUUACAAUGUGGCUAAUGUAACUGAGGGACUGAAUUUUCUAUUUUUUUUGGUUUUGACUGAUUUAAACCUAAAUAUCCACAUGUAGCUAGUGACUGCCGUAUUGACACUGCAGAGCUACAGAUGCCCACGGUUACAGCUGAGGCUGAACUGAGGACUUUUUCCUCAGUGGUCGAGAGCAUAGGCUAGACUGCUUGGCCUUGAUUCCUGGCUCUACCAUUGACUAGCUGUGUGGCAUUGUAUUUACCUCAGGGCUAUUAUGAGAAUCAGAUGAAUUAAUAGAUGCAAAGUCUUGAAACUAUGUCCAGUAUCCCAUCAGGACAUUGUAUUAUAUUGAACCAAUUGUUUCCUUCUUUAUUUACUUAUUAAUUUUUAAUUAUAAUGAACAUUUGUGAUUUUUCUUAAUUGAGCAAUUCUGAACACAAGUGUUUCUCUUCAUUCUGAGUUUCCAAUCUACAAAGGCAGGGUGUGGUAUAGUGCCUAUAUAUUUAUAUAAAUGUAUACAGUUAUAUUAAAUAUGUAAAUACAUUUUAUACAUAAAUAUGUCGUGUAUAUUUUAAUUUAUAUAUACUUAGUAAAAAUUUAUAUUUAAUUUUAAUAUAAUUUUUAUAUAUGUACAUACAAUAAUAUAUACAUACUCAUACGCAUGCAUUUAUUGAGCACUUACUGUAUGUCACACACUAUAUCAUGUACACUUCAAUCCUCCUUUAUAACAAUUCCAUGAGAUAAGUUCUAAUACUAUCCCAUUUGACAGAUGAAGAAACGGAGACUAAAGUCAUAUAGCUGGUAAACAUCAGAUCCAGGAUUUGAGUCUAAGAUUGCCGGACUUCAAAACUCAAGCUUGUAACUCCUUCUGCUGUGCUGCCUUUCCAAAUAUGGUUGAGUGGGAUUUCAGUGGGGAUAUGGUUUGCCAUGCAUUAGGACUUCACCUUUGGCUGAAAGGGAAAGGGCAGUAGCUUUGAGGGAGGAUGCAGACUUGAAGAACAGAAGCUCAUCAACUGAGUGAGGAUCUUGUUUGCAAUGGCUUCACUUCUAACUGCCAGCUAGAUAGACAAAUAAAAUUCAGUCUGUCAUAGAGCUGGAGGGGAUUUUAGAAUCAUCCAUGAUUCUCAGACUUUAUGAAAUCAGGAGACAGUAAAAUUUUAAAAUAUGGAAAAGUCAGCACAACUUGGCCAAGGCAAAGUCAUAGAAGCUUCACAGACACAUCCAAACUCCCUGAGGACCAGAUUACUGAGUUGAGGGCUGGGGGCCAUGGUAUUUGGGAACAUCUAACUCAAUUGGCAUAACAUAGUUUAUAAAGAAAAUGUUCUACAUCCUACUUUGGUGAGUAGUGUCUGGGAUCUUAAAAGCUUGUGAGCGGGAGGCAGAGCCAAGAUGGCAGAAUAGUCAGACGCUUCCGGUGAGCCCUCUUUACAACAAAGACCAAAAAAAAAACAAAUGAAAUGAGUAUGUUUGUGACAAGCUGGGAGCCCUGAGCUUCACAGGCAAGCUUAGAAAAUGAACUGAGGGGCAGGGGGAGGAAGAGACCGUUCAGAAGCUGAGAGGAGUUACUGGACCUAAAUCGUGGGGAGCCUCAGGCGUCAUUCCUGGAGCUGCGGCAGCAGGCUGGUACUAGCAUUUGGCCACAGUUUCCUCGGGGAGAAGCAGCCAGCCACACAGCCCACUCACACCUCCAAAACCUUAGAAGAACGGUGCUCUCAGCAAAAUCUAAGUACUUGUGUAUAUUUUACCACAGCCCCCCAUCCCAAGCCGGCUUCAGCAGCUGAAUUCCCUGGGCCUGAGAUAGGCCUUGCUGAGCACCUAGAGCCAUCCUCCCAGCCUUGGGGAAGGAAAAAAUUUGCAAUUGGAGGAAAAGAUAAUUCGCUAGCUCCACUAACCUGGGGAGCUAAGGAGAGAAGCAGCUCCUAUCCAGGCAUAAACCGUCCAUGGACUUUGAGCACCUUUCCCUUCUGCAUGGACCUGUGUGGGCCUAUUUCGGGAGAAUAGGCCCUUGUUGGCAGACUCCAACCAUUUCAGCUGUGCGGUAGAGAGGUGGGUGUUUGAUGUUUGACAUUGCUUUGCCUAUUAAACAAGGUCCUCACCUACCCACAUCAGGGACCCAAGGACUGGUAGCUCCACUCAGGUCACCCAGCCACCCGCGACAGGAGUCCAAAGAUAACUGGUAUCUCCCAGUCUUUACAACCAAAAACUUUGGGUGCCCACGGUCCCUCUGCAGAACCCACCCACCCGCAUGCUCUAGGGAACAGGGAUACGCUUUCCUCAGAGACACCUGGGGAUCGGUUCUCAGCCCCCUGCCUUGUUCAGAGCUUGACCCCCUGCUACAAUCGGAUACUGGUAUAUAUGCCAAUCAUCUCUGCCCCUCUAAGACUGUAGGACAGAGCCUGUACCACACACUUGAUGAUCAGCUACCUGGAAACCUGAGCUGAAUUCAUACAAGAAAACUGAAUGGACUCCUAGACUGGUAUACCGGAUAACAGCUCUAGCCAUCUGGGGACAGGACGUCAGAGCUCCAAAGGCGAAAAUAAUCAAGCAAGCUCACUCAAGCAAUCCAUAGGGGUAUACCAAAACAAAACAAUGCAAGAAAUUAUGACACAGUAAGCAAGCAUAAACUAAUAGAAUAACUUACAGAUGGCUCAGAGACAACAGUCAAUAUCAAGUCACAUAAAGAAACAGACCGUGAUCACCUCAACAGGCUCUCAAAACAAAGAAUCCGGGGAUCUUCUAGAUGAAAGUGCAUUCCUGGAAUUACCAGAUGCAGAGUACAAAAGUUUAAUAUACAGAACCCUUCAAGACAUCAGGAAGAAAAUGAGACAAUACGCAGAACAAGCCAAGGAACACACAGAUAAAGCAAUUGAAGAAAUUACAUUAUUCAGGAACAUAAUGAAAAGUUUAAUAAGCUAAAAAAUCCAUAGAAAAACAGCAAUCAGAAAUUCAGAAGAUAAACAAUAAAAUUAUAGAAGUAGACAACUCAAUAGAAAGUCAGAAGAGCAGAAUUGAACAAGUAGAAGCUAGAAUUUCUGAACUCAAAGAUAAAUCAAUUGGCACUAAUAUAUUUGAAGAAAAAUCAGAUAAAAGAAUUUUAAAAAAUGAAGAAACCUUAAGAAUCAUGUGAGACUCUAUCAAGAGAAAUAACCUAUGAGUGAUUGGAGUACCAGGACAUGGAGGGACAACAGAAAAUACAGAGAUAAUUGUUGAAGAUUUGUUGGCAGAAAACUUCCCUGAUAUCGUGAAAGAUGAGAAGAUAUCUAUCCAAGAUGCUCAUCGAACUCCACAUAAGGUAGAUCUUAAAAAAAAGUCACCAAGACAUAUUAUAAUCAAACUUGCCAAAACCAAAGAUAAGGAAAGAAUUAUAAGAGCAGCAAGGGAUAAACGAAAAGUCACCUACAAAGGAGAGCCAAUAAGAAUACGCUCGGACUACUCGGCAGAAACCAUGGAGGCAAGAAGACAACGGGAUGACAUACUUAAAAAAUUGAAGGAAAUAAACUCUUUAAUAUGAAGGUGAAAUUAAGACAUUUCCAGAUAAACAGAAAUUUAGGGAAUUCAUAAAAACCAAACCAAAACUACUAAAGGGAGUUCCUUGGUUAGGAAAUCAAUAAUAUCAGGUAUCAACCCAAGACUAGAACACUGGGCAGAGGAACCAGAAGUCAACCCAGACAGGAAAAUCCAAAAAAACAAAGCAAGGUUAUAAAAAAAAAAAAAAAAAACCUCAAAACA
Messenger RNA from Loxodonta africana (African savanna elephant), 9134 nucleotides. RefSeq names its product NIPA like domain containing 3 (gene NIPAL3). Gene Ontology annotation, cellular component: membrane. The transcript is spliced from 12 exons. The record is from RefSeq and is a predicted model, not a curated record. Bases 372 to 1592 code for a protein of 406 amino acids. Gene Ontology annotation, biological process: magnesium ion transport. Gene Ontology annotation, molecular function: magnesium ion transmembrane transporter activity. NCBI's taxonomy places the organism in Eukaryota, Metazoa, Chordata, Mammalia, Proboscidea, Elephantidae.